AUGGCCAACAACAGCAGUUCUCGACAAGGACAGAUUUUUGAUAAUUGCUCGUAUCUUUACAUUAACUUAUACUUUGUAUCACAUGAUGAUAUAGAAGAUUUAUGUAAGAUAAUUAAUUGGGCAUAUAGAGGUAAGCCUUCACCAUUGUCGCCUGGAGAAUAUUAUUUCGGUUGGAUUGGUGAACAACAUUUAUUGAUAGGUGCACGAAUUACGUUCAAAGAACUUCAACAGUUAAUCGAUGAUAAACCACAUAGUCUUCUUCUUGUUGCAAAGCUUAAAACAUUUUCUGGACCGAAGCUUGUUCGCUGUUGUAAAAUUAGUCUACAUGAAAAAAAUUUACAGAUGAGUGAUGAAGAAAAACAAGAUGUAGCUGUUGAAUUCGUUCUGAAAGCUGUAGAUCCUGAUUAUUGA
Molecule: messenger RNA, 411 nt
Organism: Rotaria sp. Silwood2
Lineage: Eukaryota; Metazoa; Rotifera; Eurotatoria; Philodinida; Philodinidae
Source: the annotation of a GenBank genome assembly